Molecule: messenger RNA, 2985 nt
Organism: Galleria mellonella (greater wax moth)
Lineage: Eukaryota; Metazoa; Arthropoda; Insecta; Lepidoptera; Pyralidae
Product: RWD domain-containing protein 4
Exons: 5
Coding region: 199-768 (189 amino acids)
Molecular function (GO): protein binding
Source: RefSeq, a predicted model, not a curated record
CUAGCCCAGCUCAGCUGUUGAUUCGAGUUCUUGCGAAAUUUUUUAGAUGAAAUUUAAGAAAGCUUAAAAGAGUAUUAAUUUUAAAUUGUGUUCAAACUAUAUAUUUAUUGUUUAAUUUCAAUAAUUAGUAUUAUUUUAAUUUUAUUAUAGUAAGGUUUGGUUGAUGAGAAUAGGCAAAUUUGUUUCAGCUGCAAUAGAAUGGCUGAUGAUGCAGAACAGCAGGCUGAGGAAAUUGAAGUGCUGAAAUCCAUCUAUGAGGGAGAUGAGAAUUUCAAGCAGUGUGAUCCAAAAACCUAUCAAUAUAAGUAUAUUGAUGGAGAGAAGUCAUUUGUUAUGGAAAUAUCAUGGGGCCCCACAUAUCCAACUGAUAAACCAAAAGUGAAUUUAGAAAUUUUCUACAAUCAGCAUUUGUUACCUUCGGUUAAAGAAAAAAUAUUAUCUGUGGUAAACACUGAGGCAGAACAGUGGCUUGGUUGUGCUAUGACCUACACAUUAUUUGAAUGUCUCAAAGAGAAAGUUCCAGAGUUACUGGCCGAGCAGACCGAAGAAUUGGUUGUCUCGUCGAGAGUUGAAAAAAUUAUUUUAGAUGAUAAUAUUGAAACAACAAAGAAGCCAGAGAAGAAAGAACAUUUGACAAAAGCACAGAAGCGACGGGCGUGGGACAAAGCGGAGUUAGGUAGGGGCGGGGAGAAGCCGAGGGGAUGGGAUUGGGUGGAUAUAGUCAAACAUUUGUCCCAAGUGCCCCACCAGCCCGCCCCUACCUCAUGACAAUGACAGGGGUAGUCACGUUGCUACCAACUGCCUGGAUUAGACCGUCCGGUCGCAGCAUCAAUCUCUUUGUAUCUCCUGCUUAGAAAAGUUGGACUCUAUUUAAGGGAGUUUAUACCGUAAGAUUGGCAACAGUCUAUUAUAGGUAGCCAGCAGAGUCGGCAAAUUGUUUUACCCGCUACCGCCAUCUAUCGGGUUAAUUUUUCUUGUCGGGAUAAAAAUUAUAUUAUCUAUCCAGUUGGAGCAAAUAAUACAAUGUAAUAAAAUAUUUUAAUAAUUUUCCUAUACUUUUAAAUAAGCAUGUUAGACUAUAACAUAUUUAUCAAUGUGCCUAUGUUUAUAAUAAAACUUUUGUCGUGAAAUAAAUAAAGUAUAUAUAUACAUUUACUAAAUUUCAUUAAAAUAGGUUCGGCGGUUUCAAAGAUUGUAUGAACGAAUAUUGUGACAUGGAAUGUAUUAAGAUAUCAUGAACUAUGAAACCAUAAAAAAUGAAAUUGUUCCUUAUAGACUGUCUAGUUUAAGCGAGAUAAAAGAUAAUUCUAUCACUAUCGUUCUGUCUCUUUUUCUAUAAGAUACAGUAAUUGUGGUGUAUUUGAGCUAGGCAUAGCAUCAAUGCGAAAGGUCAUGUAAGUUAAUUUUCAACUGAAUUAAAAAAAGGAGGACGUUUUCAAUUGGGUGGUAUUUUUUAUGUUUGUAACUCAUAACUGCGUCAGUUAUAAACUGAUUCGGAAAAUUCUUUUUAAAAUGAAAGGAGGAGAGGGGGGGGUUUGCCAUGCUUGACCGGCAUGUUGGUAACCGGAGCACCAAAGGAAUUUGGUGAAUUUUUAAGAGGGACACUGUAAUCCAUCCCUCGACCAUUACAACACCCACGAGAAAGGAAUACGAGGCUUAUUUUAUGCCGGGACACAUGGCAACACGGAUUGUAUAUAUCAUCAUAUCCUUUAACUGUCAACCUGCUGGUUUUGCCAGCAGUUGCUGUGCUUGGAAGGCGGAUUGGCAACCACAGUUAGGCUUUGGAGAUGUUUUAAGAGAGACGCUGCUGCUCAUCCCUCGCCCUCCCAUAGUCGCCUCUUACGACACAAAGGAAUGGGUGGCCUAUUCUAUGCCGGGACCAACACGGCUACUACGGAUUGUUUAUAUAUCAAAAUGACAAUUUAAAAAAUGAUCUGAAAGUAUACACAGAUGUUAAUUCAGAGUGUGUUUAUUUAUUAUGUUUGGAAAAAGAAUGUGUAGGUCAUAUAUGUAUGUAAAGAUUGUAUGUCAGUGAGGUAUUUAUAUCAAUGUUCUAUAAUUAAUAUAUAUGUUGCAGUCAAAACUCUUAACCAAUCAAAAAUACUAUUGACUAGCAAAAUCAGUUAAAAGUACUUUUGUCUGAACAGGUUGGUCAAAAGUGGUUUUGACUGAAAAUUGCGAUUAAAAGUACUCUUGACUGACGCUCUUCGUCAAAAGUAGUUUUAACUGCAAUAAAGCAUCACUCAAAUAUACUAUUAACCCGUUAGAUGUGAAUAAAAAAGAUAUUCAUUAAAUGUGAAAUCGUUUAUUACAAAAAAAUUGGCAUUGCAAUUAAUACAAAGUAAACAUACUAACCUAAUUUAAGUAAAAAAGGUUAGGUUUAGUUUUGACUGGUAUGUAUGGUGGUAUAUAUAUAUAUAUAUAUAUAUAAUUGUUCAGAAUAUGGAGGGCUAUGAAGGUAAGGAGAAUUAUUACAUAAGAGGGUACAGAAAGUGUCUAGCUGUAAAUAAUAGUUGUAAAGCCCUCCAAAAUGGCGCUAGAGUAGCAAGAGGGUAUGGAAUGAAUUUAACAGUUAUGGAGUAGCGCACUUCAAGUUCACUAGUAGAGUUAAAAAGUUUAACAUCUUUAUUAAAUAUAUAAUUGUUGUUCUAUUUUAGGGGUUUUUUUUGAAAAGCACGACAUUAAAAAGCGGAAGUGUUGCGUUCCCUGUUUAUUUCUUUUAAAAUUUACCCACUUGCUAAUGUAGCGUCAUAUUUUAAUGUCAUUGGAUACACAUUUUCAAAUAGAGAAUGUUCUCUUCGUCUCUAACCUCUAUAGAUCAGAUAUUUUUUUAUUUUUUAAAUUUGGAAUAUAAUGUUGCCAGUAUUACGGUAUGAUCAUUCUUGAUAUUUUUAUAAUUCAAUGUGAGGUUGUAGUGGAAUGAAAUAUAUUUAUGCAUAUAGCAAGACUGUAUUGUAAAUGUAAUAAUUAUAUUGAUGUAUAUGA